This is a messenger RNA of Capsella rubella, 914 nucleotides long. Its product is annotated as CASP-like protein 1D1. The record is from RefSeq and is a predicted model, not a curated record. NCBI's taxonomy places the organism in Eukaryota, Viridiplantae, Streptophyta, Magnoliopsida, Brassicales, Brassicaceae. The transcript has 3 exons. The coding region runs from base 94 to 681 and encodes 195 amino acids.
ACCUUCCCCUCUCAACGUACCAAAAGAUUCACUACCUCUCCAUAUCACAAAGUUGAAUUCAUAUCACCUUUUCUAACGUUCCAAGACUGAGUUAUGGGUUCUGAUGAAACCAAAUCGACGUUGGACACCGAGAAGUCGACCGGGCCAGGAUGCGACACCACGUCAAAGACUUGUUGGAUGAUUCAAGUUGUGCUUAGAAUAGUUCUGUUUGCAGCUACUUUGUCGUCGAUAGUGGUAAUGGUUUUGAGUAAACAGACCAAGAAUGUAUUCAUCCCUGGAACUCCCUUUCGUAUUCCUACUGCUAAGUUCACCAACUCACCAGCUCUUAUAUACUUUGUGGUGGCACUCUCGGUGGCUUGCUUUUACAGUAUUCUAUCAACACUUGCUACAGUAUCUGCUUUCAAGAAGCCUUCCUCUUGCUCUGCCAUACUCUUGCUCAACCUUGCCAUUAUGGAUGCGGUGAUGGUGGGGAUAGUGGCCUCAGCGACCGGAGCGGGAGGUGGAGUAGCUUACCUUGGUCUGAAGGGAAACAAAGAAGUGAGAUGGGUCAAAAUAUGUCAUGUCUACGAUAAGUUUUGCCGUCAUGUUGCAGGUGCACUAGGCGUCUCAUUGGUUGCUUCAAUCCUCCUCCUUCUCUUAUCCAUCAUCUCUGUGAUCUCCCUCUACAAGAGGAUCCGUUGAUUCAUUCUCUUUGUGUUCUUUGUUUAUGUUUUAGUCAAUUUAUAUUGAUCUCGUUUCUUUGUUUCUUUUGGUGUUUGUCCAAGUUGACGUUUGUGUGUUUUCCGUUAGUGUUCGAGGUUUUGUAUAAUUGUGUGACUAGUUUAUUUGUAACCCGAGGUUUCUAGUGAAUCUUUUUGUAUGUUUUUCUAUGUUUUGGAUUGAUGAUUCGUUUUAUAGUGACCAGUCUUUUUUUU